This is a messenger RNA of Liolophura sinensis, 4887 nucleotides long. RefSeq lists its product as uncharacterized. The record is from RefSeq and is a predicted model, not a curated record. NCBI's taxonomy places the organism in Eukaryota, Metazoa, Mollusca, Polyplacophora, Chitonida, Chitonidae. The transcript has 2 exons. Bases 853 to 3126 code for a protein of 757 amino acids.
UCGUUACUGUGAAGAAUUCCCCAGUCAAAGGACACAGCAUUUGGCCUUUCCGUCGACCCGUUACCCAUUUUUCACGAGUCGCAGCGAAGGGAUUGGAAUUUUACACGUGCAGAUCGAGAAGGUUUUGUCUUACAUCCUUGUCAACUCGGCUACGGCGGCUUUAGGACCAAAGCUCAAAGAGAUUAUCACCUGUGCAUUCAGCAGGCCAACAGCCUACCUGAUGACACCUCCAGUACGCACGGGCCCUCUACGGACAUAUCUGUUAUAACUUUGGUUGCUUCUUUUACCCGUUGUGCCAUAAAGAACGUAAACGUGGAUUGCUAUACUAUAUACCGAAUGAACAUUCGCGAAUCUACAAGAACUGAGACAAACACUGGAUAUCUGCACUUAUGCCGCCACAGGACAGGGCCAUUUAUGAGACGUGACCAGACGAGUGAAUAACAUCCUCCGGGCGACACCAGACGACACAGUUGCAGCGAGAAAUCGACAUUCUCCGUCCACUGCCCUCUGGCGGCAAAGAAACGCAUUCAAGCGAAUGACCUGAAUUUACUUGCGCUUGAUGCAGCUAAAACAGUUCGGUUCAGACUUCAUUACCUCGUUGAAGUCAGGGAGUAGUGGAUGUGGAUUUACUAUAAUACCGAUGAUACUCCUUCCUGAGGAAACUAACGUGGGAUUCCAUCGAUGGAUUAACAGUUUUGUGUGAACUUGUCACGUAUCACGAAGGCAGUGUCCCAUUCUCUGUUUGUUAUCCUACCCCGCUCGGAUAUUUUGACUAGAUUCAGGAUACGCAUUUCAAAACAAGCGAUAAGUCAUCAGAUAUUGUGUUACUGGUUGGAUAUACAGACAUGCAACAUGCAGACCAAAACAGAUACCGGGACUCUGGGACAGUUGAAAAAUUUCAUCUGGCAUUCUCUUCAGAUUAAGAGUGGCAAGCAUCACGAUUCCUUGUCACAAAAGGAUGAGAAACUGUCUUCAAACAAACUGUCACCAGAGAGAGUGUUACGUCUUCAGAACAACUACGUCAAUAUGCCAACUGCCACGUCGUUGAGGAUUCAAGAGUGGCAAAAGUCACAAAAUAACAUUGACCAGUCGCUGACGGGGAACUCGGAUUACGUGGAGAUGAAUUCCCCAAAGCGACCCCAUGACCCCCGCGGCAAUGGCCUCCAGAGGGAUUGUAAUUAUGUGAACUAUAAUUCCGAAUCAUCCUAUCGCAGAUCGCCUGACUAUGUGAACAUGGACGGGAAUUAUUCUGAUCUGAGAACAUCUUCUGAUUAUGUAAAUCUGAGACCAGAAGACCCUUCAGAACCACGUCCUCUCACGAGAAUGAACGUGACUUUGCAUGACCAAAUAUGGAGCCAGGAAGACCCACGGGCUGUAACAGUCACCCCAGCGACUGAAAAAACUAUGCUUUCACCACCACUGAAACAUAUCAACCCCAACCAGUUCUGGCAUCAUAUUGACCCGUUGGACACGUCCGAUUCUGUGAGUGAGAAAAGUGGGUCUUCCGGCGACACCAUGAUCAUGAUGACGUCAGCAGAGGCCAAGAGGAAUGAGGCCAACAUAGAGAAGAGUAGACAGGAGUACGAGAGUCGCAAAGGCAAAUCCAAUGUCGAUUGUGUCACCAACGUCAACCAGUUAAGCAGUAAUGGUGACGUAGACUUUACAUUGUGUCGGCAAUCUGUAAAUCUCGAUGCUGUUGACUCAUGCACUGCAAGCAAUGAAGAGUUGGACGUUGAUUCUGUUCUGGACGAAGGGUAUGGCACGGACAGUCGUGGAAGCACCACCAAUUCGAUGUCCACGCCUCUGUCCAGCAGUUUGUCGUCGUUAUAUUCAGGUGACGCUGAUCCAGUGUCUCGUCAACCUCAUCUGAAACUUACCUCGUCUGCUAUGAAGAGACAAAUCGAACUUAUUCCUAAAGGGAGGAUUGCGAACUUUCGUAAAGUUCAAUUUACUGCCAGGCGAACGAAAAAGGUACCUGAUAAUAAUGGGAAUUCCAAUAGCCUGCAGCAAAAAAUAAUGGAACUGGCCAUUAUUGAUGAAGAAAAUGAAAGCGAGUCCUUAACGGCAAGUAGUGGCAGUGAUAAGAAUAAUAAAUGUUCUAAGGCAUCGGAUGACACGGUCAUACACUCACCUGGAAGGGGACAACAUCGGUCUAAAGCAGAAAGAACUGUUCGUUGGUUAGACGAAGAAAACGCCAAAAAAUCACAGAACGGUUUAGUGAAUGUGGAAUUGCGUGCGAAACCUGCUGGAAUGCAGAUGAACGUCAGACCGAAAAGCUACUCAGGGGAAACUUCACCGGCCUUAAAACCCUCUCUGAGACCAUUCGCGGAUUCUGUGACCCAUGGGGAAUACCCCAGUGCGCAUUUCCAACGGUCAUCAGAGAGAAUGUCGAACAAUUCUUUAUCGGAUCAUAGGUUUUCCGGAAGACAGAGUAAGAAUGUUUCCGAGGUCACUAGACCUGGUAUUCUUAGACAUUCGCCGACCAAUCAAAACGCUCGUUUUCAAAGACACAGUGUUGCUGCUCCACUGGACAGUUUGUCGAGCUCUCGAGCUCAAUGGAGAAGUGAAGUGGACAUUUCAAGGCAGAGUCGAAAUAUGGAAUUCUGUUCCUCUUCUCAAAUUUAUGAUCGCAUGAGAGCAAUGACUCGUUCUCAAGGGAAUACCCUCAACGACAACUCGGUGAGCAAUCAACGAGAAGAUCAAACAGAUCGACAUUCUGGUGCUGAAAAGUCGGCUAAUAACGUUCAGGGCAGACCUGUAUUUGCAACUACAGCUGACAUUUUAAAGCUUUUUCAGUCGCAGUCCAAGGCGGAUAGUUUUGUUCGUUCACAGAGACAUAGUUUCAACACAAUUCACCAUAAGAAAAGUUUAGAAGUUCAUGAUUGCAGCAGAGACCAGCCCGCAGAGAUAGACAGAAAUUCUCACUACAGAAGUGCUUCAAAUAUUUGCCAAAGUAACCGAGAUUCCGUGAGCGAAACUUGGAAACGCCCCGUGGUGCCUCAAAAGGGCUCUUGCGUGAAAACAAGCCCUUGUACACCCCCGGUGGUGUCGCCUUCAAGAACUAAACUGUCACCGCCACCUAUCGGACAAACACUGUCCCUUUCAAAGUUAUCUACCCUUGUAUAGGUUCUGUGCUUUUUUGUAUUCAGAUCUACACGUUGACCAGAACUUGAUAUUAUGUAGAAAUGUUGUUUAUCACUGAAAUUUUACAAGUAUAUACAAAUGAAAUUAUAAAUUACAAAUUUCUUGCUAUAAAGCCUGACGAAUGAAAUCCUUAUCAGAGUGGGGCCACUUUGAAAAAACUCCAUAAGCCACAUUUCUCGUAACUUUUUUCGUAAAAGACGUUGCCUAGGUUAUGGUUCCAUAGGGCGACGUCAUUUGCCAGAAAAGUUACGGAAAUUUGAUUUACGGAGUUGUGGGAAAGUGGGCCCUGGUUAUUAUUUAUUCUGUAUACAGAUAACAUGACUUGACAAUCGUAAUUAGACUUACCCCAAGAGCAUCCUCUAGCCUUUGGGCAGCAAAUUACUUCCGUGAGACAAUUACUUCAUAUAGAACAAAGUAUCUACCUUUUUUCAUAUCUUAGGACAUAAUCUAUGCCCUUUGCCGUACAAUUAUCAGUCGGUUGAUUCUUUGCUCUCCUGUAAUGAUACAUGGACCAACAAUAUUCUACCUCUGGUAAAUUUUGAAUGAUGUACUGUAUAUGUAUUGAAAUUUGACGGUCGAAGUUUAGACAUGCACUCUAAGAGAAUCUCUUAUCGACCCUUUUCGUAAUAGCAUAAGAGGCGCACAUUACAUUCACUUCCUCUGGUCUAGAAACAUCCAGCUGAAAAUCUUCUGAAAUUCGUAGCAGAAGAGGCCAAUCCUCUUACAGCAUGUGUUGGUGAGACACAAGGGGAAUUGUGCGCAAAAUCGAUAUUCUUCUGGAGAGAGACGAGCUCGUUCGGAGUUAUUUUCCCACAUUCUCGACAUUUCGUCAUAAAAACUCUUAAAGUGAAGGGCUAGAUUACUUGAAUAUAGCAUUGUCGCUGGGCAGAAACAGAACCAAUUAGCCAGGGACGUCUAAUUGUUUUACGCGGAGUGAAAAAAGUCCUGUAAGCAUGAACGAAAAUUGACUGAUUAUGUCGCUUUGUGAUGGUUAUAUAAUCCCGAAGCUGACAAAUCUUGUUACAGCAGAAGAGAAAGGAUAAGGAAGACGACACAGGGGAUGCCAGCACAACGUUCUUUAAAAUUUUGAAAGCUUCUCAGUUGACAAAACAGUUGAAGUUUUAAUAUUCAGAAACGAAUGAAUAAUACAGCUCUUGGAUAUGGUGCCAUUGGUGUCUGACUGACAAGCCAAAGAUUAGUAUAGACAAUUGGGUGGCUACGACUAAAGGAGAUCAUCUUGUCGUGAAAUUUUAAAAAAAAAACUUUGUUAGAACUCAGACUAUGAAGUGCAGACGUCAUACAUUGAUCGCCGCUAACUAUUAUGGCUAUAGCCAUGUUUUUUCAGAUUGUUUGAAGUUUCAUCGGAAAUCAAUAGGCCAGAAGCGAGACAUUAUGUGAGCUGCUUUUAAUUAAAUCUGUUUUGAGUUAAACUGUAGGCUUGACGGGUAAAAAAAUAGCUCUUUUAAUCCAACUGUUUGUAUAGACUUGUCCGUUACAUGUAAAUGCUGUAAAGAUUGUUGAUAACAAUGUGUAAUGAUAGAGCGGCCAAUGUUAUGUCUUUUGUUAGAUCUGUUAUUAUUUGUUGUACCAUAACAACUGUUACCCGUUAAUGGCGGUGACACGCAUCUAUUGUCGUGUAUAUACGACGAACAUUGUGAUGACAUGUCGAUCAUGCAGUAGAAUGUUAUGACGCCGUAUAUAUGGUGCUUGAAGUCAAAUAUGCAAUAAAGACAUGUCUGUUAC